Molecule: messenger RNA, 3594 nt
Organism: Rhopilema esculentum
Lineage: Eukaryota; Metazoa; Cnidaria; Scyphozoa; Rhizostomeae; Rhizostomatidae
Product: glutamine-dependent NAD(+) synthetase
Biological process (GO): NAD+ biosynthetic process
Cellular component (GO): cytoplasm
Molecular function (GO): ATP binding; glutaminase activity; NAD+ synthase (glutamine-hydrolyzing) activity
Source: RefSeq, a predicted model, not a curated record
AUUGUAAAGGUGGUAGCUGCCGUUCCAUGGAACACCAAAACAUGACAGUACCUUUCUGAUCUUGCAGCGUUUUGGUAAAUAUUUCAAGCUUUCUAGUCUCUGUUAGACUGUGGAAAUCACGGAUAUGGGACGAAAAGCCACCCUUGCAACAUGUUCGCUCAGCCAAUGGGCAAUGGACUUCGAUGGAAAUCUGCAGAGAAUCCUCGAAAGUAUUCUGAUUGCAAAAGAGAAAGGAGCAAGGUACCGUCUUGGGCCAGAAUUAGAAAUCCCAGGCUACGGGUGUAACGAUCAUUUUAUCGAGUCAGAUACCUUUCUGCAUUCCUGGGAAGUGUUAGCAUGUCUUUUGGAAAAUCAAAUAUGUCGAGAUAUCUUGAUUGAUGUUGGAAUGCCCGUGAUGCAUAAAAAUAUUCGUUACAACUGUCGCGUCAUCUUCUUGAACAAACGCAUCUACCUGAUCCGUCCAAAGCUAAUGCUUGCCCUGAGUGGUAACUACAGAGAAAGGAGGUUUUUCACUCCGUGGACAAGACAAAGAGAGACAGAGGAGUAUUUCCUUCCAAGAAUGAUAACAAAAAUUACAGGCCAAACAACAGUUCCUUUCGGUGAUGCAGUUAUAGCUACAAGGGAUACAUGUCUUGGGUCAGAGAUGUGUGAGGAAAUGUUUGUGCCAAAUAAUCCCCAUAUUCAUAUGGCAAAAGAUGGUGUAGAAAUAAUCACAAAUGGCAGUGGGAGUCAUCAUUCGCUAAGAAAACUUAAUGAGAGGAUGGACCUUAUUUUAAAUGGUACUGCUAGAGCAGGUGGUGUAUAUUUAUAUUCAAAUGUUAAAGGCUGUGAUGGGGAGAGAGUUUACUAUGAUGGAUCCUCACUGAUUGUUAUCAAUGGAAAAGUACUUGCACAGGCAGCUCAGUUCUCACUUGAUGAAGUGGAAGUGUUGACUGCUACAGUUGAUAUAGAGGAUGUCAGAUCAUACCGUGGAAGGUCCAACAACUCUGGAUUGGAUAAUACAAGGAAUGAGGUGUACAGGCGAAUCUUUGUUGAUUAUGCCUUAACCCAUGACGAUAGCCUAGUUAUUCCAGCAUCACCUAUAAUUGAUAUGUUCUAUCAUACUCCAGAGGAAGAAAUCGCUCUGGGACCAGCUUGUUGGCUGUGGGAUUAUCUAAGAAGAUCAGGAUCCUCUGGGUUUUUUUUACCACUCAGUGGAGGAAUCGAUAGUUCCUCAACCGCAUGUAUCGUGGCCUCUAUGUGUAACCAGGUUUGUAAAGCAGUGAAAAAUGGCAAUGUUCAAGUAUUGAAAGACAUCCAAAGAAUUGUGAAAGAGCCAGACUACAUACCAACAGAUUCUAAGGAAUUGUGUGGUAAAAUAUUUGUAACUUGCUACAUGGGAACUGAGAACUCGUCAGCAGAGACAAGAGAAAGAGCAGCAAAUUUGGGCAGAGAUAUUGGAAGCUAUCAUCUAGGCAUAGUAAUCGAUACAGCAGUGCGAGCGCUUGUUGGUAUAUUUACUACUGUUACCGGAUCAAGCCCGCGGUUUCGAGCACAUGGAGGGACUCAGCAAGAAAAUCUUGCCUUGCAAAACAUACAAGCUCGUACUCGAAUGGUGAUCAGCUAUUUAUUUGCCCAGCUAAUUUGCUGGUCUAGAAACAAACAGGGUUCUUUGCUGGUACUUGGUUCAGCAAAUGUCGAUGAAAGUCUUCUUGGAUACAUGACGAAAUACGAUUGCUCAAGUGCAGAUCUCAAUCCCAUUGGCGGUAUUAGCAAGACAGAUCUUCGAUCGUUCAUCUUCUAUUGCGUAGAGAAAUUCAACUUUACAUCAUUGAUACCAAUCCUAGGAGCACCACCAACUGCAGAGCUAGAACCACUUGAAAAUGGCCAGAUUCAACAGACUGACGAGAGUGAUAUGGGCCUUUCAUACGAGGAAUUGUCAGUUUUCGGGAAGUUCCGCAAGGUUUAUGCAUGUGGGCCAUACAGCAUGUUCACAAAACUACUUGGAGAGUGGAGUCAGAAGCUAUCACCGACGGCCAUUGCCGAUAAAGUCAAGCUAUUCUUCAGAAAACAUGCUAUAAAUAGACACAAAAUGACAGUUUUGACGCCGGCCUAUCACGCCGAAAGCUACUCGCCGGACGACAACAGGUUUGAUCUGAGGCCGUUCCUGUAUCGUGUCAGCUGGCCAUGGCAGUUUAGCCGUAUUGACAGGGCGUUGCAUACAGUGACAAGCAGGCUCGCCCAGAUGACAGAGGGCUCAUUAGAAGCGAAACACACUUCUACCAACCAUGGAUCGUCUUCCUCAUCAGCAACGGCAUCCACAGAUAAUGCAGGCCCGAAUUCCUCCGAAGCAGUGAAGACUGAGCCUAUAGAAAUGGACAAGAACAACUUGGAAGACAAAAACUGUGGAGGCGAAAACGAGGAGCAAACUUCAGGAACUCUGGAAGGAGACUUGGGUCAUCGAAAAAGAAAAUUGCAUAGGCAUGAGGUAACUGUUUGCCCUGCAAAGCUGCUCAAAACGUGAGUUUUUAAUCUGGGAAAAUAUCAUGGAGAUGGUGUUACUAACAUUAGAAGGUGUUGGCCAAGACAUCUGAGCACCCUCCUGUCUUUUUAACAUUUUUCAUAUGAUUCCGUUCAAAGUCUUUUGAAAUAAUUUUGUAAUUAUAUUUCACCUCUUUGAAAUAUAGCCUCUUGAUCUGGACCCUCGUUUUUGGUUUGUUAAUGGUUGUUUGAUUUUUGUAUAAUUUAGUCAUGUAUGUCACAACUUAUAUUAUUGGUUUAAACAUGAAACUUGCUGGCGCUAAAAUUCCCGUGAUUGAAGAUGAGUUUUUUGUUUAUAAAAAUUUAACCGAAGAUUACCAACCAUAUUAUGCUUUCGGGGACACUUCUUCUUGCCGGAAUUCCUUUGAUAAAUCCCAAUUCUCAAUUAUUUAGUCCCUGUCUUCCUUUGCGUACUGUCUCACGAUCAAUAUUUUCGUAGAAACUAUUAAAUUAUAACACUAUAAACACAUUUCAUGCAUAAAGCAUUGAACGCUCUGUUUAUUUCGACCCGAAACAUUAACGGUAAAAUCGAGGAGAUUUUUGCAUUUUAUAUGUAAGGCUUACUCGAAAAGAUUUUUCCUUUAAAAGGUAACGGGCUCAAGAGACGCAAUGACGAAAAUUGUUUCUUGCCUACGUGUGUUGUCUGUACUCCUGGCUGGAAAACUUGCAUAUGCUCGCAGCUACGCUGGUCUUCUUGUAAUCGCAUCAGGCCAAAAAUAUCAAAGACUUCGUGUAUAUUAUACUACAGGAAAAUUAUCUUGACUACAGAAAUGCAUAUAUGUGCAUUGGUCCCACUGAUCGUCGGCGAAACUAUACUUGUUUUCCAACCUGGUCUGUACUACCUUGCGUUCAUCAUUUUUACCACCUCAUAACACUUAAGAAGGGAACAUCUAUUCGAGAAAGCCACUCUCCUUUGAUAUCACCCAAAUGAACUCUUCUCGAAAUGCAACCUUGAGUAAAAAUCUGUGUGUAAUUUACUGCAAUAAGAUCCUAAUAUCAAACUCGUGUUCUUCGUACAAUUUGAACAUUUUCCUUAACUAAGCCGCCUUUCUAGAAAAACUUUUUGAAUUUAUA